CCCUAAUAGAGCACAGUAUGCUUGUCCACAGUCUUUUAGGUUCAAUGGGCGACCUCUGUCGCUCACAUAUCGGCGAAAUAUUGAUGUAAUCGCCUCAUUGGCAUUUCAGUCGACGUACGGAGAACUACGGGAUGAUCCGGCGAGAGUCGGUCACAUUACCUUCCGAAGCACUUUCAUUUUCCUUACACAUCCUUGACUUCUCCUCUUCGCCCUUUCUAUUUCUUUAUUGACCCGGAAACGUCACUGCUCUGAUCCAUGGCGCGAGGCUUGUCCUUAGGGACUAAAUCGUCGGCUGAACAUAGUAAAAGUUACGGGAUCUCAAAAUCAGCAGCCUUGAUUUUUGCCUUGCUUUUCACCGAAGCUAUCUUAGUCGCAUUAAUCAUUUACUUCGUCCCAUAUACUAAGAUCGAUUGGGAUGCCUACAUGUCACAGGUUGCUGGGUUUUUGGGUGGGGAGAGGGACUACGGCAAUCUUAAGGGAGAUACAGGACCUUUGGUCUAUCCAGCUGGAUUUCUGUAUGUGUACUCUGCAAUUAAGUUUUUCACUGGUGGUCAGGUCCUUCCUGCUCAGAUUUUAUUUGGUAUUCUUUACAUUGCAAAUUUGGGCAUCGUCUUUCUGAUAUAUUCGAGCACUGAUGUGCUUCCUUGGUGGGCAUUUGUGUUGCUUUGCCUGUCGAAGAGAAUUCACUCAAUAUUUAUGCUUCGUCUAUUUAAUGACUGUGUUGCAAUGACUGUGCUUCAUGCUGCAUUAGUUUUACUUCUCUAUCAAAAAUGGCAUUUCUCUUUGAUAAUCUUCAGUGCAGCUGUAUCAGUCAAAAUGAAUGUUCUCCUUUUUGCCCCGCCAUUGCUUCUUCUCAUGUUGAAGGCUCUGAGCAUCAAGGGUAUUUUAUCUGCCUUGUCGUGUGCUGCAUUUGUGCAGGUAGCCUUAGGUUUGCCUUUUCUGCUGACAUAUCCCACGGCGUACAUUUCUAGAGCCUUCAACCUCGGUCGAGUCUUCAUCCACUUCUGGUCAGUUAAUUUUAAAUUUGUUCCGGAUGAAAUAUUCAUCUCAAAAGAAUUUGCAAUUGCACUGCUGGUUAUUCAUCUGACGGUGCUUUUAUUAUUCGCGCAUCACAAAUGGUGCAAGUAUGAAGGUGGACUUCUCAUUCUAUUGCGUUCAAGGUUGCAUAAUGCUAUAACUGAACUUCUUCACAUCCGUCAGUUCUUCCAUUGUGAAUCAAUAACCCAUGUCCUUCAUAAAGAGCAUAUUUUAACCGUUUUGUUUGUUGGGAAUUUCAUUGGAAUAAUUUGUGCUAGGUCUCUUCACUAUCAGUUCUAUUCCUGGUACUUCUUUUCUUUGCCUUUUCUCCUGUGGAAGACUCCCUUCCCUACCAUCAUCAGGCUGUUGCUGUAUGCUGGCGUAGAAUUCUGCUGGAAUGUAUAUCCAUCUACUUCCUUUUCUUCGCUAAUGUUGCUUUUCUUACAUUUAACGAUAUUGUGGGGUCUCUGGAUCUCUCCAAUCGAGCAGCCCUUCAUUGAUCAAGAACUGCACUAAUAAAUGAUCCCUCAAUUAUAUACCGUCAGAAGAUUUCAGUGCUGAUAUCACUUUUUUAAGGUUUUUCAUGUUUGAUUUUGAUUAUGAUUGUAGGUAAAAUCCAACAAUGAAAUUUGUAUGAAAACUCAAGAGUUUGUUUUUUUCCGAUUUUAUGAAAGCUUUUAGACGGAACUUUUAAGGUUAGAAUUGAUUUGUUGGUAUUAGAUUUGAGGCAGUUGGACUCAAAUUGAAGACUGUGAUGGGAUAUUAGCUCAUUUUCUCUCUCAUUUUUGUUCUUUCACGUCUCUCUCUUGUUAUUUACAACAUUUAUCUAAUAUUUUUUCAAUGCUUUAAUAUGUUAUAUGGCAUCCUUUGAUGUGUAGUCAGAAAAGUGAAGUUGCGUAGAG
Molecule: messenger RNA, 1919 nt
Organism: Phalaenopsis equestris
Lineage: Eukaryota; Viridiplantae; Streptophyta; Magnoliopsida; Asparagales; Orchidaceae
Product: dol-P-Man:Man(5)GlcNAc(2)-PP-Dol alpha-1,3-mannosyltransferase
Exons: 14
Coding region: 256-1533 (425 amino acids)
Cellular component (GO): endoplasmic reticulum
Molecular function (GO): dol-P-Man:Man(5)GlcNAc(2)-PP-Dol alpha-1,3-mannosyltransferase activity
Source: RefSeq, a predicted model, not a curated record